Truncatella angustata is the source of this 1546-nucleotide messenger RNA. RefSeq lists its product as uncharacterized. Bases 318 to 1283 code for a protein of 321 amino acids. Lineage: Eukaryota; Fungi; Ascomycota; Sordariomycetes; Amphisphaeriales; Sporocadaceae. The transcript has a single exon. The record is from RefSeq and is a predicted model, not a curated record.
GCUCAGGGGACCUGCGACCUACUUGAAGUACUGCUACGGUACAUUUACAUUCCAGGCGAAACGCUUAUUUCGAGCAUAUUCUCAACACCACGCCCUGUGGCGGCCUUUCGAAACGCCCCUCACAGCGUCCCACCUUCACACUCGGUCUACGUCCCCCUCAUCUCUCGCAACUACGACGGGGUGAUUUCGUACAUGUGAUUUAUUUAUCCAAGCAAUUGGGACACUAUAGGCAGCAUUGCGACUCAUGCAACUCACCAACGACACAUGGUCAACGUUGAAGAGCAAUAAGCCGCCGUCUCCAAAGGGAAUCAGUCACCAUGGAGCCCGUUCCCGAGACCGAGAGUCUAGAGAGCUUCCAAUCUGCUCCCUUGCCUUCGCUACGACUCCAGCAGCCCCGAGCCAUCUCCACCGAUAGUUUCGACUUCACCCGCAAGCCUCCGACAGUACGGCGGUCUACUGAACCGAUGUCCCCGAGCUCGCCUUCUUGGAGCACUCCUCCGGCCCUGGCCUUGCCUUACCGGCCGAGAACUACGUCGCCUCUUUCCGGCAUGCACACGAGAUCAAAGUCAGCUGCCACUCUUCAGAUUCCACCUGCCAUUUCUCGGACCAGAUCCAUGCCAGGCUUUGAUGCCGCCAGUCGCGCCUUGGGUUCUCCCCUCCUCCGCCCGGCCAGUCCAAAAGGAUCCCCCAACCGAGUGAGGCAGCGUAAGAAGCCGGCAGACGAGGCGUUUCCACCGCUGUCGCCCAUUCGAUCGUCCAUUCUGGAUGGCCCCGAGAAGCAAGUUGCUGAAGGCGCAGCUCUUGGCCAUCGACGUACUGCUUCGCCCUUGCGGCAUUCUCUACCACUCCCGCCCCCAGCACAGUCGGCUAAUGCAUCGUUGCCCUCAACGCCCUCGUCUAUGGCAGCGUCACCUGUAUACCGGGGAUAUGAUUCCUCUGCCAGCAGCUACACCUUUCCUUACUAUCCGUCUUCUUCAGUUCCAUCCACCCCCACGUCGAUGAGAUCUCGGAGUCCCAGUAUCUCUAGUUUAGAAACUAUUCCAGACUCCCCCGAUGCUGAGGAAGCCGCACUAGAAGACGAGCGGAUGGCCAAGCUGAGGGCUGCUGCGGAGGGCUCGGACGGCGAUGGAGAGGAUUCAUCAGGCGAGUCCAAAGGGAAAGAAGGUCUUGCUCGGGGAAGAACUCUAGGCUUGGGGUCUACUCGGGACAAGCGCAAGCGAUGGAGCGUCUGUGGUGCGGAAAGGAGGGGCGACAUUGAUCUUGAGACGAUAUGGGAAGACUGAUGAACAUGAUGAGGCUGGCUCACAUACAAGACAAGUCAAAAGCCCUGAUGAGUCCAGGCAUGGUUUUUACGAUACACGCAUUCAGCGCGGCUAUUAGUCGGCUUACUACAUCUGCAUUUGGUUUGGUCAAGGGGAAGGGAGGCGUUCCUUGUUUUCUGUUCACAGCUACUCGAUACCCUGCUGCAAUUGCAUUUCACCUGAAAGGCAUCAUGGACAUAAGCAGACCUCACUAUAUAGCGAAUCUACUGGUUAUGGCAAGUGGA